This is a messenger RNA of Cuscuta epithymum, 2670 nucleotides long. The record is from the annotation of a GenBank genome assembly. NCBI's taxonomy places the organism in Eukaryota, Viridiplantae, Streptophyta, Magnoliopsida, Solanales, Convolvulaceae.
UUCCUCCUAAACCCCUAAACCCAACAGCUGCGUUAACUUUCUUUUUCAACGAUAAACACCUAAACCCUAACCAAUAACUGAAAGGCUCAAACAGAGUGGAGUUCCCAGAAUCAGAAACCGCGAUCGAGAAUAAGAAGCAGAAAUGGGGAAGCUUCCACCUUCAAUGAGGUCAUCAGUUAAUUACGGUCUUAACAAUCUUAUGAGAACUGCACCAUCUUCCCCCAAGCCACAAGCAAUCCAGCAAAUCCCCAAGAAAAAGCCCCAAGUAAGUCCUCAACCUCAGCCUGAAUCCCCUCUCAUCACCUUCGCUUCCCCUAGUCUUUCACAAGCCAAAACCCUCUUCAGUUCUCUCAUUUCCAACCCCAAGAAGACCACCCCUUCUCACCCUAGAGUAUUUAACUCAAUCCUUCAAUCAUUUUCUUCGAUCUCAACUCUCCAAGAUGCAAUCUUUUUCAUGAACCACAUGGUGAAGACCCACCCGCCCUUUUCUCCGGACAGGUCUACCUUCCAUAUCCUUCUAAUACAGGCUUGUAAAUCAUCGGACGAAUCUUUAUCCCCAGUGCACCAGAUACUCAAUUUGAUGAACACCAAUGGGUAUCCUCCUGAUAUGGUCUCCAUGGAUAUUGCUGCAAGGACCCUUUGCAUCUCUGGUCAUGAAGAGCAUGCCAUUGAUCUAGUGAAGGAUUUUUGUAGUAAGAACGUACUUCCUGAUUCCCAUACUUACAAUUUUCUCGUGAGGCAUUUGUGUAAGAAUAGAUCAGUGAGCGCCAUGAAUGGUUUUGUCCAAGAUAUGAAGGAGAAUUUCAGAAUAAAGCCCGAUCUAGUCACUUACACUAUAAUGAUAGAUAAUGUUUGUAAUAACAAGAAUAUCCGGGAGGCAACCCGGCUUUUGGGUGUUUUGAGUGAGGAAGGCUAUAAGCCAGAUUGCUAUGUUUACAACACAAUUAUGAAGGGUUAUUGCAUGUUAAGCUCUGGGGGUGAAGUGUUGGGUGUGUAUAAGAAGAUGUUGGAAGAAGGUGUGAAACCUGACCUUGUGACGUAUAAUACAUUGAUAUAUGGGCUCUCUAAGUCGGGCCGGGUCCAACAGGCCAAGAAGUUUUUGGGUGUAAUGGUUGGAAAUGGUCAUUUUCCAGAUGCUGUCACAUAUACUUCCUUGAUGAAUGGGAUGUGUAGGGAGGGGGAUGCCAAGGGAGCAUUGUCAUUGCUGGAGGAGAUGGAAGCAAAGGGAUGUGAACCUAAUUCUUGCACGUACAAUACAUUGCUUCAUGGGCUAUGCAAGGCUAGGUUGUUGGAAGAGGCCGUUGAAUUGUAUGGCAUGAUGAAACAGAAUGACAUCAUGCUUGAGUCAGGUGCGUAUGGGACAUUUGUUAGAUCUCUUUGCCGGAAUGGAAGGGUUGCAGAGGCUUAUGAAGUGUUUGACUACGCAGUGGAUAGUAAGAGUUUGAAUGACGUGAUGGCAUACACCACACUGGAGAGUACUUUGAAAUGGCUGAAAAAAGCCAGAGAACAAGGACUUGCUGCCUAGCCUAUGCAUCUGGACAAGGAAAUCCACGGAGCUUUGCCAGGGUAUCUAUAAACAAUUUGGAAACUUUGAAGGCUAUAAAAUGAGUAGGUAAAUAAAGCUGUGAAGUGUGCAUACUUGGAGAGUCAGUUUAGGACAACAAAUAUAGCAGUGGAGCCCCAAGAGAAGUGUAACAUGACAACAAAAUUCGUUGUAAUGUCAUCCACUCAUGCUGGAUGGAUAAGGGCUGAAGAGAUCCACUUAGAGCUGGAUUAGAAACAUUGAUGGGUUGACUAUUACGCCCUCCUGGGCGUGCAUCUUUAUAUCUUUCCACAUAAGGUGCCCAAAGAAAUUAGAGGAUAAACGACCCCUUGUGCGGGUGACUCCUGCAUGCCCACCAUGAGUGUUCUGUGGAAUUGAUGCAUCAUAUUUAGAGUUUGUUUCAGUAUAGGGCGGUUUUCCUGAAGUAAUACGGUUCUGGUUCUCCAGUUGGAUGUGUCUGUUUUGAUCACAAAUAUAAGUGAAAAAUCAAGCGUAUUUAAUACAGGUGCACGUGUGAGUUGUGACAACAGUCUUCAGAGUCAUUAUCGUUCAGGGAUGCCUUUAUCACUUUGGGAACCAAUCCAUCAAGUUCAUAAUGCCCAAUUUCACGGCUGGGAUUGGGAUCCUCUGCCCGACUAGGACGGUGCCUUGCGCAUCGGACGGUCGGGCAGUAGCAAAUCAGGCCUCGAGAUUAGCGAAAAAGUGGAGCCCAAGAUCUCCGACCGUUGAAUUGUUGAUCGGACGACCCGGAAGAAGCAAGACACCCUACCUUACUCUAAAGUAAGGUAGAGGCUCCGGAUCCUCACGGCUGAAUCAAUUACAUAACGUAAUCAUCCCUCUAUUGUGGGUGUUUCCAGUGGCAUGCCAAAACAUUUUCACCUUCUAGUGUGAGAUCCUCUUGGUUUCUGCAGAGAUUGUAUUUGGUUGGACCGUUGGGCUUAUCAGCCUGUUUGGUAAUCAGUUGUUACUUGUUAGUUGAUAGUGGUUGACGGGCUUUUAAUUAUUUUUUAUCCUACAUUUAAUUAUCUUAGAUUGUAUGAUGCAUUAUUGUGUUGUCGUGUUUUACAGAUUUUUUAAUACAGAGUGGUAUACUGGUAUGUAUUCGAAUUCAAUAGAUAUGAAUAUAG